UCAAAUUCAGAAGUAUAUGUAAAAAGUUUUAAAAAGAUAAAAAGGUGUAAACUGAAUAUAUAUAUUAUUUUUGUAUGAAAAUAAAAUGGAACGAAAUUGCAACACAUUUGUACGAGACCUUAAUUAACCGAAAAAUGAAAUGAAGAAGCCUUUUCCCUCCGAGAAGUAGUUUGAGAUGAAUUAUUCGGGGGAAGGCAACAGGGAGGAAGAAGAGGUUGGUUUACCUCGACUCGCUUCCUUCGUAUGCGAAUGCGACCCUUUGUCCGAAGAAGAUCUCGAAGCCAUUGAUGCCACUCUUCAAUCUUCACUCCCCAAAUCCAACAACAUCACUUCUCACUCUCCCCCUCGCCGGUGCUUACCCUCAUCGCUCGUCGCUCUUCAACUCCCGCCUUCUCUAUCUUUCUCAUGUUCUCAAGGCUCUUCAAAGAUGCGGUUGCCUGUAAUUAAGUUUAGUGGACAAAUAAUGUAUAGCAGGACUUUUGAUGAUGUUGAGAAAUCUGUAACAAAGUUUCUAAAAAAACUUGAAGAAAAGAAAAGAAAGAUGCUGCAAAUUGCAAUUGGAUUUGACAUCGAGUGGAGACCUACCUUCAAAAGAGGUGUUCCACCUGGGAAAGUAGCAGUGAUGCAGAUAUGUGCUGACCCUAGUCAUUGUCUUGUUCUACAUCUAAUUCAUUCUGGAAUCCCUCAAAAUCUACAGCUUUUACUAGAAGAUUCCACAAUUUUGAAGGUUGGAGCUGGGAUUGGUGGUGAUGCUGCUAAGAUUUCUAGAGAUUGUAGCAUAUCUAUUAAAGGUGUGGAAGAUCUUUCUUUUCAUGCUAAUCAAAAGCUAGGGGGAGGUCUUCAUAAGUGGGGUCUUGCAUCUUUGACCGAAAAACUUUUAUCAAAACAGCUUAAAAAGCCCAGCGAAAUAAGACUGGGGAAUUGGGAGACUCCUUUUUUGUCGAAGGAGCAACUAGAGUAUGCUGCCACAGAUGCUUUCGUUUCUUGGUUUCUCUAUCAGACUAUUAAAGAUCUCCCGGAUGCCCAGGACGUUACCGACAAAAGUAGUGAAGUUGAUGGUGUACUGCUGCCGCAACAAUGACCAUAUCUCAUGUCUGUGUAAGGAAAUUAAUUUUCUGUUAAUAAAUUUUAAAUAAUUAUAUGUACUAAAUUAAAUGUAUGUUGUAACAUUGAGAAUGUCCCAAGAAAUCAAUACUUCUCAUAUGUUAGUAAAUAAGUGAAAAACGUAUUAUUUAUCUGUUUACUAGCUCAGAUGGUGAUCUCAAAGCUUUUAUGCUUAUUGGUAUGAAACGAAAGACAUUCUUGAUUUA
Messenger RNA from Cicer arietinum (chickpea), 1310 nucleotides. RefSeq names its product 3'-5' exonuclease-like. Lineage: Eukaryota; Viridiplantae; Streptophyta; Magnoliopsida; Fabales; Fabaceae. Gene Ontology annotation, molecular function: 3'-5' exonuclease activity; nucleic acid binding. The record is from RefSeq and is a predicted model, not a curated record. Gene Ontology annotation, biological process: nucleobase-containing compound metabolic process.